Messenger RNA from Vollenhovia emeryi, 711 nucleotides. RefSeq lists its product as uncharacterized. NCBI's taxonomy places the organism in Eukaryota, Metazoa, Arthropoda, Insecta, Hymenoptera, Formicidae. Bases 1 to 711 code for a protein of 236 amino acids. Gene Ontology annotation, biological process: DNA integration. The record is from RefSeq and is a predicted model, not a curated record. Gene Ontology annotation, molecular function: nucleic acid binding. The transcript has a single exon.
AUGUCAUUUUCUACAGCGAACGAGUCGUUGUACCCGAAAUUCAUCGUCAACGAGUUCUCGAGCAUCUUCACCAAGGCCACCCAGGCGAGUAUCGAUCCAAACUGCUUCCAGCAGCAGCAAACGUUUCUGGCCCGGCAUCACCAAAGACAUCGAGCGCUUCGUCCGCACCUGCGAGAAGUGCGCAACAGUCUCCAAAGCUCCGAUGAAGUGCAGCCCUGGUCAGUGCCCGAAAAAUCUUGGUCGAGAAUUCAUGCAGACUACGCUGGGCCCAUAGAUAGAUUCUCAUUUCUGGUCAUCGUCGAUGCUUUCAGCAAGUGGCCAGAAAUCUUCGAAACGAAAUCGACAACAGCCACAAAGACAAUUGAAUUCUUCAAGAAUGUUUUCGCUCAACAUGGCUUGCCAGACACCAUUGUAACCGACAAUGGCCAGCAGUUUAUCUCCACUGAGUUCAAGGACUUCUGCAAUUCCAACGGCAUUCAACACUUGACUUCAUCGCCGUAUCAUCCACAAUCGGAAGGCCAAGGAGAAAAAUUCGUCGGUCUUUUCAAGACAGGCUACAAGAAAGCAACAGGAAACGUUGACCAAAAAAUUCGAGAAUUUCUCUAUUCCUACCGAUUCACGCCUUCAUACAAUCUCGGCAACAAAUCUCCAGCAGAGCUCCUCAACAGUCACAGAAUAAAGACCACGCUGGAUCUCCUUAAACCACAAUAG